CUUUCUUAUCAUCUACUGGCCUCUGGUAGGACUAUUCAUGCACUAUGAAAAUCACAAACCCUAUAACAUGUUGGCUAGUUGGUCUUUGCACCUCUGUGAUAUUCCUUCCCGUGAUGGGACACGCCCACAAUCAUCACAGCUGUAAGGAUUGUGUACAUACUUGUCCUGGGAAGUUCAUCUGCCACGAGGGUCAUGAAUCGUCAUGUGUCUGUAAACCAGAUUCUUUCUGUGAUGACGUUAACCUUUUCUGUGAUCACGGACAGUGUGGCCAAAAUGAAGUCGCCACGUGCUUUCAUAACCAGUGCACAUGUGUUGCCCAAGAUUACUGUAAGAAUUGUCAUGACUUUUGUGGUGGCCGUCCGUUUACGUGUUUGUCUCCAAACUACCAAUGCCAAUGCCACGACACCAAUCAUUGCCAGGACAACAUAAGCGGCCCGGUUUGUUUGUCACUGCCUUGUGAUGGUGGUGAGCGGAAGUGUGUCGAGUCUCAGUGUUCCUGUACCAUUCACUGUUCUGGUGUCUCUAGCUGUGGUCACAUGGCGUGCUCGGUAGGAGUUCCGGCAUGUAAAGAAGGACACUGCUCCUGUCAUGAUCCAUGUCAUAAAUGUUCGGCGGAAUGCCCGGAGAAGUAUUCCUGCGUUGAGGAGCAUCACCAUCAUGUGACUUGCACGUGUCAUUCUUCUGAUUACUGUGACAAUAAAGCAGUACACUGCACAGAUCACUACUGUCCACAUGGCGGUCAAUCUCGUUGUAUAGGAAACAAGUGUCACUGCUACUGUAGCAGAGAUUCAGAGUGUAGCAGAUGUCCGGAGGAUGCUGUCUGUAACAAUCACCAGUGUCACUGUCGAGCUACAACUACUCAGACUUCCACUUCACAAACCACGGUACAAAAAAAAACUACAACUACUACCACAUCGACAACAACAUCACCACCAACGACACCUCCUCCACCAACAACAACACCCAUAACAUCCAAACCAACAACAACACCCACAACAACUACAACAACAACACCCACAACAACUACAACAACACCAAAAACAACUCAGAUGAACGACAUAGUGUGUGCCAAAGAUACAGACUGUGUGUCCGAGUACACCUUGAAUUGGGACCCAUUUGAAUUCGUGUUAUGUGAGGAUCCACAAUGGCGAGUCUGUGCUAAUAGAUACUGUGUCUGUCACAGGCCUCCUAUUUCAACUCAGAAACACCCGCCAACUCUAGCUUCAACAACUCCAAUUACUGUUAAGAAUCAAACUACAUCGACAAUGGCGUCGUCAACUCUAGCGCCAUCAACCAAUGUACCAGAUCAAACUACAUCGACAAUGGCGUCGUCAACUCUAGCGCCAUCAACCAAUGUACCAGAUCAAACUACAUCGACAAUGGCGUCAUCAACUCUAGCGCCAUCAACCAAUGUACCAGAUCAAAAUACAUCGACAAUGGCGUCGUCAACUCUAGCGCCAUCAACCAAUGUACCAGAUCAAACUACAUCGACAAUGGCGUCAUCAACUCUAGCGCCAUCAACCAAUGUACCAGAUCAAACUACAUCGACAAUGGCGUCAUCAACUCUAGCGCCAUCAACCAAUGUACCAGAUCAAACUACAUCGACAAUGGCGUCAUCAACUCUAGCGCCAUCAACCAAUGUACCAGAUCAAACUACAUCGACAAUGGCGUCAUCAACUCUAGCGCCAUCAACCAAUGUACCAGAUCAAACUACAUCGACAAUGACGUCAUCCACUCUACGGACGACAACGGUGUCAUCAGAAGUUACGUCAUCAACCCCUGGCAAUCACACAGAAAGUUCGGAAGCAUCGUCAUCAACAACCGGUGUUAUUUGUCCUCGGUGUGAUGAACACUCCACGUGUACUUGGGAUAUCAAUUGUACUCCUGCACAGGUCUGCAUGAUAAAAAAUUCCGGAGGGAGACUGAUAACGCACUGCAGCAAUAUGGAUGACUGCAGUCUGAUCCGGAGACUGUUAUCUAACGAGAAUAUAAAAUGUUGUGUCCUCUCGGAAUGUGUCCAUCAAAAUGUGGGAUUAUAAAAUAUUUUCCUUUAAAGAUGUUGCCAUUCAAUAAAGUUAUAAUAAAAAGAA
Molecule: messenger RNA, 2090 nt
Organism: Ostrea edulis (European flat oyster)
Lineage: Eukaryota; Metazoa; Mollusca; Bivalvia; Ostreida; Ostreidae
Product: mucin-2-like
Exons: 11
Coding region: 45-2039 (664 amino acids)
Source: RefSeq, a predicted model, not a curated record